AUGUCUUUAGUCCAUUUGGCAAAUGUGUGCGCUCAUUUGCAGAACUGUUCCAGAGCCAGAACAUCACUAACUUCGAUUCCGUACACGAAACUGCAUCUCAACUUCGCUUACAACCUUUACAAGCAUGGCUUUCUAUCUACGCUACAGAGGGGCUCUACGAAAGGCCCAGAUAUCACAGCUGUUGAGGUGACUCCAGACAAUGUCUCCACACGCAGACUAUGGCUGGGACUGAAAUACAGGGAAAACAGACCCGUGAUAAGCACCUGUAGGCUCAUUUCCAAGCCGAACUUGCGUAUAGAUCUCAAGUACGACGAUCUCAAACAGCUGUGCACAGGCAAAACCGUGCGUUUAAUUAAGCCCUUGCAACCGGGCGAGCUCAUUUUGGUGCGGAGCGGAAACGAGCUUCUAGACAUUAACGAUGCGAUUGCUCGUAAAGUGGGAGGUGAAGUGUUGUGUCGCAUCAAGUGA
Molecule: messenger RNA, 468 nt
Organism: Lachancea meyersii CBS 8951
Lineage: Eukaryota; Fungi; Ascomycota; Saccharomycetes; Saccharomycetales; Saccharomycetaceae
Source: the annotation of a GenBank genome assembly